AGAAGAAGAAGAAGAAGAAGAAGAAGAAGAAGAAGAAAUGGAACACCACAUACGUAAUUUCCCGUGCCAGUAGUAAACAGGAAGCGCACUGAUACCGUAAGGAGACGUCGAUUGAAAGAAACAUGGAGGGUUUGAAGUUUUCUAGCAACACCAUGCAGGUGAGUUUUGUGUGUCAGCGCUGCAGUCAGCCACUGAAGCUCGACACAUCCUUCAACGUCUUAGACAGAAUGACUUUCCAUGAGCUCACAGCUCCAUUAUUGACUGUGACAGCCAAUAAACAGUCAGAAAGCAGUGAGGGCAGCCGUUUUCCUGAGCACAUGGAGGUGACUAGCCAUUGCAGCACCGGCGGCACCCAGGCAGAGGAGCAGGUGUCUGAUAGUGAAGUCAAGGAGGGACAGAGUGAGCAGAAGAGUGUAAUAGAAAAGUCAAGCCAGGUUGAGUUAGCAGUGGAGGAGAGCACCUUUGAUCACCAGGGAGUCAGUCAAGAGAGAGAGACCUUUUUGGAGAGCAAACAGGAUGGUGUGUCUCGGAAAUACAUCCCACCCGCAAGGUAUGAUGAGCUUGAUGACACCUUUUUUUAGACAAACACACACACAUUCUAGUUAGAGUUGCAUGAUUAACCAUUUAAAGAUUACAAUUAUGAUUUAAACAACGGAGUUUCCUACAGGUAAGAAAUAUAUUUGUGAUUUUAGCCAGUGGAAAAGGAUGCCAUUAUAUCACAAGCAAUGUGACAAACAUCAAUUUGUGCUAAUUUUGUCAGUUGCAUUUUUAGACACUGAAAACAGUAGACAUUUAAGUCACAAGUUUUAAGUAUUAAUGAUUAUCAUUUCAGUCAAUCUUGUCUUCAGAAAAAAAAACAAUAUUUGUUUGUCUUAUUUCCCAUUUUUCACAUAAGAAGCUGCUUCUAAAGAUAGAGAUGUUUUUGCACAGAUUGUUUAAUGCAACUCAGAAGUCAUGAGCACGUUGACUCUGCAAUUAAAAUUUCUUGUUACAUGUGACAAACAGCAAAUAAUGUGCAUAAUUUAACAAACAAUAUUGUAAAAAGAAUUACUGAACAUUUACAAUUUGUGCUAAUUCUGUCAGUUGCAUUUUUAGACACUGAAAACCGUAGACAUUUAAGUCACAAGUUUUAAGUAUUAAUGAUUAUCAUUUCAGUCAAUCUUGUCUUCAGAAAAAACAAUAUUUGUUUCUGAUUUCCCAUUUUUUGCAUAAGAAGCUGCUUCUAAAGUGACAGAUGUUUUUGCACAGAUUGUUUAAUGCGGCUCAGAAGUCAUGAGCUAUUGUCUCUGCAAUUACAAUUGCAUAAAUAAUGUUUUGAGAUUAAUGUUUUAUAAAGUGUAAUAUUGUGAAUAUAGAAAUGAAAUUAUGGAAAAAGUAAUGCUAUUUUGAAAUAUGAAACUGAAUCAAGGGAACUGAUUCUAAAAUUGGUCUUUGAAUCUUUGAGAAUUGUUGAAAAUGUUUAUUUAAUUAGAAAGUUAUCACCUAAAUGUAUUGCUCAUAGACUCACAGUGCUUCUGCUAUAGCUUUGUUUGGAAAUAUUCUCAUAAAUGAAAUAUAAAAAUAGACAAUGGUGUGUCUAAAGUGUAAGCCAAUUGCGCUUACUUUCAGAAAAAAAACAACAACAUUAUUUGUGUGAUUAUUGCUUACAGGGUUAGUUCACCCAAAUAGCAAAAUUA
Molecule: messenger RNA, 1676 nt
Organism: Carassius auratus (goldfish)
Lineage: Eukaryota; Metazoa; Chordata; Actinopteri; Cypriniformes; Cyprinidae
Product: beclin-1-like
Exons: 6
Coding region: 123-581 (152 amino acids)
Source: RefSeq, a predicted model, not a curated record